AACCGGAUCUGGGAAAGUAGUACUUCGCAUGAUGGGAUUUUGCAUCUGUCCGCUGGAGACUCCGGCGAGGUUGCUCUGGAGCACUAGUUUCUUCCGCCACAAGCGCAUGCUAUUCUAGUGAUUUAGUUAAAAAUCCAACCGCUUACUGUUAAGUAGAUUGUCUUGUUUUUCGCCGGAAAAACUAAAUAUAUAUACACGAUUUUCUCUCUCGCGCGUGCGUAAACAUAUAUCUAUAUAUAUUGAUAACGGUGUAUUUAAUAACCGGAUAUCUGACGAAAGAAAUGGAAUCCGGUCGUAUUUUCUUUGACCCCUCGUACAAUGGCAACGUGGUAUUUCUACGAAACGGAGACUCUGUUUAUCGAGAAGCAAGAUUGGCGAUGAACAUGGAGGAAACCUCGAAGAGGCGGCCUUUUUUCAGCUCGCCGGAAGAAUUGUAUGAUGAAGAAUACUACGACGAGCAGCUGCCGGAGAAGAAGCGCCGUCUUACGCUUGAGCAGGUGCACUUGCUGGAGAAAAGCUUCGAAACAGAGAAUAAGCUGGAGCCGGAUCGCAAGACCCAGCUGGCGAAGAAGCUAGGCCUGCAGCCGCGGCAGGUGGCGGUGUGGUUCCAGAACCGCCGUGCACGGUGGAAGACCAAACAGCUGGAAAGGGAUUAUGAUAAACUAAAGUCCUCAUAUGAUUCUCUUUCGUCCAGUUAUGACUCCAUUCUCAAAGAAAAUGAGAAACUGAAAGCUGAGGUUUUUUCCUUGACAGAGAAGCUGCAAGGAAAAGAGGCUGCCGUAGAGAAAUCUGAUCCGGUCCUGGUGGAUGCUCCGGCCGAUUCCCCCGCCCAACUCAUCUUGAAUGUCGAAGACCGUCUCAGUAGCGGCAGUGACGGAAGUUCAGCGGUGGAUGAUCAGGAAGGUCCGCAGCUUGUGGACAGUGGUGAUUCCUAUUUUCCCAACAAUUAUUUGGGUUGUGUGGCUGCCGGGGUGGGGGGUAUUCAAUCCGAGGAGGACGACGGCAGUGAUGAUGGCGGCAGCUAUUUGUCAAACAUGUUAGUGGUGGCCGAAAAGCAGGAGGAAGAGGAGGGUGAGCUGCUGGGCUGGCAUAUUUGGUCGACCUUAGAUAAUUAGUAAUAAAUAUUUGCCAUGCUGAGUGUUUUUAUAUUUCUGCUUGUAAUGUGGUGGUUUUAAGCCGUGCAUCAUAAACUUCCUAUAUAGUUGCCCAAGAGAUGGAAUUGUCAAACUUGAGAAUAUUUUCCUAUUAGCAAUUAUAUGGAAAUGGAAUAAGAAAUAAAUGAUUGUAAAUUAAUGGUUGGUUGUAAUGAAAAUCCAUACUUGCAACG
Molecule: messenger RNA, 1327 nt
Organism: Olea europaea var. sylvestris
Lineage: Eukaryota; Viridiplantae; Streptophyta; Magnoliopsida; Lamiales; Oleaceae
Product: homeobox-leucine zipper protein HAT5-like
Exons: 4
Coding region: 282-1115 (277 amino acids)
Biological process (GO): positive regulation of DNA-templated transcription
Cellular component (GO): nucleus
Molecular function (GO): DNA-binding transcription factor activity, RNA polymerase II-specific; sequence-specific DNA binding
Source: RefSeq, a predicted model, not a curated record